Molecule: messenger RNA, 2149 nt
Organism: Hymenoscyphus albidus
Lineage: Eukaryota; Fungi; Ascomycota; Leotiomycetes; Helotiales; Helotiaceae
Source: the annotation of a GenBank genome assembly
AUGACCUCUCUCGUAUCAGAAUUUAUCAUAAAUCCAGUCUUACGAACCGCCAGACGCUUCUCCCGUAACGGCGCCGAUGAUAUAAUUCCCCCCGCCGCAACGAACGAGCGAGUACUUGGUGACAGCAGACAUGAGUAUGUGGUGAAGGAUGUAGGAGAGGAGGUAAAAGGGCAGGUCGAAUGCAAGACUGAACGAAGAAUUACUGAAGGAAGCAUAUCUGGGGGUCCAUUCACCUCGUCGCCCGUCGAGAGCGAGGAUGGACUCGAGGAUGAAUUAGAAGUGCUAGGGAACGGCCGACGACCAGAUUCACCAACGAAUAAUGGGCACUCUAUACCGCUUGGGUUAGGUUACUCCCGACCAAGCACGAACGAUGUGGACGACGACGUUUCGAACAAUCCAUCUUUUGGGAUACCUCGAGGGCUUCGAACAAAUUCAGGAGGAACCAGUACAAGUCAGAGCAUAGUGGAUGUCAGAAUGAGUCCCGCCGAGGGCCCUUCGCGAAGCUCGACUAUGGAGGCUACACAUCACAGAAAUAGCUCCCUGCCCGAAGACGAUGGGAUGGGGCCUCUACGCCAGCAAAUUAUCGUAAUCCAAGCCAUGGACGCUUCUGCAGACGAAAAGGCACGACUAAUGCAUAUGCUGCUUACUCGAAGUUACGCAAAAGCCCAGAGGUCGCAGAUUAAAGGCAAGCAGCCCGCGACGCUCCCAGGUAGAAUGAUAAGUCAGGAGAGGCCAACAACACCCGACACGUUGACUUCUUUCAUUUGGCAAAUGAAUGGAGCAGUCGAUGUGCCGAAUCCAAACGAACAGCAUACCUUCCACCUGUCUCCGAGUGAUCUUGCACGUACAUAUGCUCCAGCGGAUCCCCCUGAAUUAGACGAGGAUGGAUAUGCCUGUGGUAUGGAAGAAUCAGUUCCAGUAUUGGGAUGUAAACAUUACAAAAGGAAUGUUAAAUUGCAAUGCUCAGCAUGUGAGAAGUGGUAUACCUGCCGGUUGUGUCACGACGAAGCGGAGGACCAUGUUCUCAAUCGAAAGGCAACCAAGAACAUGCUCUGUAUGCUCUGUGGUUGCGCUCAGAGGGCAGGAGAGUUCUGUGUCGAUUGUGGAGAACGAACGGCUUGGUAUUAUUGUGGUGUAUGCAAACUCUGGGAUAACGACUCUAAUAAGAGUAUAUAUCACUGCAAUGAUUGUGGCAUCUGCAGGAAAGGUCGAGGCUUGGGCAAAGACUUUUUCCAUUGCAAGGCAAGCACUUCCAAAAUAUCUAUCUGUGCUGUUGCUAACAUUUCUACAGACUUGCGGUGUUUGUAUGUCCAUGUCCGUCGAGCAUUCUCACAAAUGCAUCGAACGGGUAUCAGACUGCGACUGUCCAAUCUGCGGUGAAUAUAUGUUCACAUCUCCCUCCCCAGUUGUAUUCAUGCUGUGUUCCCACGCAAUACACAAGAAAUGCUACGAUGAACAUAUGAAGUCCUCAUACAAGUGUCCCAUUUGCAGCAAAAGUACGGUCAACAUGGAGACCCAGUUUCGAAAUCUGGAUCGAGCUAUUGACGGCCAACCAAUGCCACCUCAAUUUCAAGAUACCAAAGCCAUGGUUUCCUGCAACGAUUGUUAUGCCAAGAGCGCCGUCAAAUACCACUGGUUAGGCCUCAAAUGUGCUAUAUGCGAUUCUUAUAACACAGCGCAAUUAUCAAUUCUUAGCGAUCCUGCUGUAGAGGUACCAGUCAUUGAGACCAGGGAACUUGAAGCCACUCCUAUCCUCGAUCCCACCAAUGGCGAGAAUCCAGCCAUGGGUGGUCGAAGCAGGAGACAUUCCUCCCAUGAUCUACCACCUCCAAAUGACCGAGCAAAUUGCUUCUCCCGUUAUUCUAGACCUCAACGUAUCUCCCGAUCCGUGUCCCCAGUUCGUGGAUCGGGAUUCUUUGACCCACCGCCGCAUGUUGGAUCAGUCGAAACAGAUGACUCGGCGGACGAAGAUGAUCUUGAUUUCUGGGGGAGAGAUGAGCCGAGAAGUGUCACCUCCGCCGAAAACAUCGACGAAAUAGAUGAGGACGAGGAAGAAGAGUCCUCGGAUGAUGAUUCGAUGAUGGAUGAUUGUGAGGAGGAUGAAGGGGAGGAGGAAGAGGAUGAGUUUGCGUUGUUUGGACAUCGGUAA